ACCCCGGUCCGCCUGCACCUCAAGCCUGGGAUAUAUAUUCGGGUUGGAGAGAGCUGGAUUCGAGCUACACCACACUGUUAUAAUAGAUGCGCGUCCCCCGGUGUUGGCUCCCAGUGGCUCGAGCUCGGCUUUGAGCUUCCCGUUCAACAACAUACUUAUCAGUCCUACCUGUAUACGUGCUGUCGCGCGUCAACAUGUCUUCGACAGAGCACAAGACCGGCGCUGGCAUCUCGCAGGAAGAGCGCCGUGGGAGCGCCACCCAAGUCCGAAAUGUCCAAAACGUUGCGCUCGCUGAUGCCACAGCAAAGGCAGGCGUGUCGCCAUGGACGCCUGCCAUGUUCAGGCUCUAUCUCUGCUUGCUCAUUGCUACGCUGAACUCCUGCAUCAACGGUUACGAUGGAUCUUUAAUGGGCGCUAUCAAUAGCUACAAGCAAUAUCGAGAAUACUUCGGCUUCUCGCUCACCGAGGGUACGCCAGCCACAGGCAUUGUAUAUGCCAUCUACACCAUCGGCAACUUGGUGGGUUCUUUCGCCGCCGGACCAGCGACCGAUUACAAGGGCAGGAAAUGGGGAAUGUUCAUUGGCUGUCUAAUAAUCGUGCUCGGUACUUGCAUCCAAGCUACCUCGACAAACCUCGGAGGCUUCAUGGGCGGCCGAUUCGUUCUCGGAUUUGGAGUCGCGAUUACCUCCACGGCUGGACCGGCGUAUGCCUCUGAGAUGGCCCAUCCGGCCUAUCGAGGUGUUCUGACUGGUAUCUUCAACACAUUUUGGUUUGUUGGAGGUAUUCCUGGAACCUUCGUCCCAUAUGGCACAUCCACUAUGAAUGGCACGCAAGCGUGGCGUAUUCCCGUCUGGUUGCAGAUGGUGUUCGCCGGCGUUGUCCUCUUCUGCUCCCCAUUUCUGCCCGAGACUCCGCGUUGGCUGAUCGCCAAUGACCGGCACGAGGAAGCCCUGAAUACGAUGGCCAAAUAUCACGGAGAAGGCAGCCGUGAGUCACCUAUCGUCCAGCUUGAGUACAAAGAAAUGGUUGAAGAUAUUUCCGUGACCGGUUCGGAUAAGCGAUGGUGGGAUUACCGUGAGCUCUUCAACUCCCGCGAGCAGCUCUACCGGACGAUGCUUGUGCUUUCAAUGGCAUUCUUUGGCCAAUGGUCCGGUAACGGGCCAGUAUCCUACUACUACCCGGCCAUGCUUCAGGGCGCUGGUAUUACCGACAACCACACCCGUCUCCUCUACAAUGGCAUGCAAAACGUGGUCAGCUUCGGUGGCGCUAUCUUCGGCGCCCUCUACACGGAUAAAUGGGGCCGCAGACCUCAACUGCUAGUAUCCACUGGCUGCUGCGUCUUCAUUUUCGCCAUCGUUUGCGCGCUUGUCGCCACCAACUUGAUCAAUGGACCUGACGGCAAGCCGCUGAAGGACUCAGGUGGGACGCCUCUCAUCAAGAGGCCCGGCCAGGCGAAGGCAGUCAUUGCCUUCAUCUUCAUCUUCGGCUUCAUCUUCUCCGCUGGUUACACGCCCCUGCAACAGCUGUACCCUGUCGAAUGUUUGCGCUACGAGUCGCGUGCAAAGGGCAUGGCGUUCUACAACUUCUUUGUUAACAUUGCUGGCUUCUACAACACCUUUGUUACUGGUAUCGCCUUUUCGGGAGCUGGUUGGAAGUACUACUUUCUUUUCAUCUUCUGGGACAUGUUCGAAUUCGCCUUCAUCUACUUCCUCUACGUCGAGACGCGCCGCCGCACGCUCGAAGAGCUCUCCGAGAUCUUCAAGGCGCGCCGCCCCGUUAAGACCUCGCUUAGCAGGACCCAGAUCGUCAUGCACGGUUCCCAGGGUGUUACGGAGGUCCUGGAUAAGGAGAUGUCGUAACAACGCAUAGAAUGAAAAAAAAAAAACCCCUCCUUCCUUGCCGUAGGAAAUUGGACAUAUACCCUCGUUUUCUAUAGUUAGGCUGUUGUUUCUGGGAGCAUGGUGGAUAUGCUGGUCAUGAUUGUGAGUGAUGAUUUGCAUAACGGGUGCUGGGUUGGAUCUGAGUAGGAAAGCAUCUGUGUAGACGCACCGUACCUCUUUUGUAAUAGGUGAAUGUGUUCGC
Molecule: messenger RNA, 2082 nt
Organism: Trematosphaeria pertusa
Lineage: Eukaryota; Fungi; Ascomycota; Dothideomycetes; Pleosporales; Trematosphaeriaceae
Product: general substrate transporter
Exons: 5
Coding region: 195-1859 (554 amino acids)
Biological process (GO): transmembrane transport; carbohydrate transport
Cellular component (GO): membrane
Molecular function (GO): carbohydrate:proton symporter activity
Source: RefSeq, a predicted model, not a curated record